Messenger RNA from Electrophorus electricus (electric eel), 1812 nucleotides. Its product is annotated as carbonic anhydrase 1-like. The record is from RefSeq and is a predicted model, not a curated record. NCBI's taxonomy places the organism in Eukaryota, Metazoa, Chordata, Actinopteri, Gymnotiformes, Gymnotidae. Gene Ontology annotation, molecular function: zinc ion binding; carbonate dehydratase activity. Gene Ontology annotation, cellular component: plasma membrane.
UAUUUUAAAGCAAGGAAACAAUAUAUUUAAGAGUAUCGUGAGCUGAAUGCAAGUGAACGAUGAAUACGAAGCUUGUGACAUUUCUCAUUGCUUUCUUGCUCCCCACUGUUAGAAGUGCUGAAUCCUCAGCAAAUUGGUGCUACAACCUGCCAUCAUGCAAUUCCACCACAUGGCCAUCUACAACGCCACAACACUGCAAUGGAACCCGCCAAUCUCCUGUAAACAUUGAGACGAAGAAUGUUAAAUUAGAUUUAAGUCUCGUCCCAUUCAGUUUCAGCGGGUUUGAUGAUAGCUCCGCUCUCCUACAUAUCUUAAACGAGGGCAAAACAGUAAAGGUCUUUGUCAAUGAUAGCAAGGUGAAUGUGUCAAAAGGGGGUCUUGCUGAUGUGUACAAGACCUCACAGGUUCACUUUCACUGGGGCAAUGGAACCUUCACGGGAGGAUCAGAACACACAUUGGAUGGCAAACAAUACCAAAUGGAGAUGCAUGUAGUAAAUUAUAUGUCAAGUUAUGGAAGCCUGGACGCUGCACUUACUAACUCGACAGGAGUGGCUGUUCUUGGCUUCUUCAUUGAAGCAAGUUAUGGCAGCGGCAAUCCAAACAGCUGGAAGAACCUGACCUCCUACUUGACAAAAAUCACCAACUUUGGUAAUUCUGCGAUUAUAUUGGGUGAUUUCACUCUGGAUAGUCUGCUGCAGGGAGUGAAUAGGUCAAAAUACUAUCGAUAUCUUGGUUCCCUGACCACACCAAGCUGCAACGAGGCUGUAGUAUGGACUGUCUUCAAAGACUCCAUCAAAGUCAGCCAAGACUUGAUCAACCUCUUCAGCACAACCGUGCACACCAAUACAUCUUCUGAUCCUCUGAUUUUCAACAACUUCAGGAUAAGUCAGAACCUCAAUGGCAGGGUUAUUACCCAGAGCUCAUUAGCGACCACACCUCUUCACUCUACAUUCAUAAGUGCAGUGCUCCUGUGUGCUGUACUUUGGUGGUUCUGCUAAAUUUGCAUGGUCAGGUCUGGUAUGCACAUCUUUGAAGGAAUGACACAUGUCUAGGUAUUCGUGUUCAUUGAAUUGUUUAAUUGUAUUCAUUUUACUAUAUUUUAUUUACUAAAGAUACAAAAUUAAAAUAAAACUUCAGUAAGUGAGUGAAAUGUGCUGCAUAUAUAAUGUACCUCUAUUGAAUAUUUAAUGUUAAAAAAGUGGCAGUAUAUCAUAGACUUUAUUGCAUGUAUUUAAAAUAAAUCUAUUUUAUUAUAAUUUAAUCUGCUGGAGAUUAAUAUCUGUACUCAGCAUACAUGAAAAUGCAUUGCCUUUUAGCAAAAUCUGCCAUUUUGAUUGUUUGAAUGUUAAAUAGGCUAUUUAUGUACAUCAUGUAGAUUAGAGAAGUUUUUUUUUGUUUUUUUUUUGGACAGGGGUAGAGCAGGAAGAUAAAUCCCUGAGUCCCUCAUUCAAUACAGCAACAGUUCAUGGUCAUUUUUUAGCCAAUCCAUAGUUGUUAUUUUAAUAUUAUAGAACAAUCAAAAGUAAGACUUCCAUAAGAUGCUUGAAGUUGUUAAAAAAACAGAGCGGCUCAGAGCAUCUAGUCUGUAGCAGGAGCAGCGUUUAUCGAACAGCUAAAAAUAUCUAGGUACCAGAAUGGAUGUAUUUGACUGUUUAAAAACCUGUCCAGACAUGUUUACUAGGGAUAGAAUAAACAUUCUUUCCAUCAUCAUAAUUGUUGGAACAUGCCCUUUCAUUUUGUAGACCUUUUGAGGAUGUGUAUCUUUGACAUGUUAACUUAAUAAGAUGAUACACCUCCUUAGUGAGUUUUUGU